Messenger RNA from Aspergillus vadensis CBS 113365, 2100 nucleotides. RefSeq names its product putative GABA permease. Gene Ontology annotation, cellular component: membrane. Gene Ontology annotation, molecular function: transmembrane transporter activity. Gene Ontology annotation, biological process: transmembrane transport. The transcript has 8 exons. Bases 496 to 2100 code for a protein of 534 amino acids. Lineage: Eukaryota; Fungi; Ascomycota; Eurotiomycetes; Eurotiales; Aspergillaceae. The record is from RefSeq and is a predicted model, not a curated record.
CGGCAAUGGAUCCUUCGCGACAAGCCUCCAACCUAUGGUGCCCCAGCGCGGGUUGUUAUCAGACGCAGGAUCAUUCAGAUUGGCUGCUCGGACGUCGUGUUAGGUUUCCCCCGCGAUAAGAGUCGUGAUAACAACAUCCCAGUCUUGCAGCUCUUCUAAUCGAUGGCCUCUCUCGUUCGUUGGUUGAUUUUACGAGGAUGUGGCUACUUACCUAUUUGGUAGCGCAGAGCCACCGAUUUGUUGGGCUUAUCGGAGGAUGAAUUGAGUGGAUUAUCAGCACAGUUUCUUUUUCUCCCAUUCGGCGUAAAAGAUGGAUGAUAGAUACUUGUUAUACUCCCGAUGGGUUGGAGGAGAAGGUCUGGAACCCCGCGCCGUUGUACUCAUUGGAACUAGUAUAAGUUGAGUGUCUGGUGCUUGUGCAUCCUUCUGCUGUCAUUUACGUUUCUUCUUUCAUCGCCCUGUUUGUUAUCUGCUGUUCCUUCUCUGUUUUUCAAGAUGGUGGAAAAACUCAAGGAUGUUGCUCGUGAAGCCGAUGAAGAUGCCCCCGUCGAGCAGGGGGAUUCGCAGCUUUUGGCUACGCUGGGGUAUAAGCAGGAAUUGCGUCGUCAUUAUUCCACUGUCCAGGUCUUCGCUAUCGCCUUUAGUAUUAUGGGAUUGUUGCCUUCGAUUGCCUCGACACUUUCGUAUUCGAUUCCUGCUGGUCCGGCGGGCAUGGUUUGGAUUCUGAUGAUUCGUGCAGGAUGGUUCUCUGCCAGUGUGUUUAUCUUCAUCGUGGCUUUGGCAAUGGCCGACCUAGCAUCCGCCAUGCCGACAGCCGGUGGUCUCUACUUCUGGACUCACUACUUCAGCGGCGAGAAGUGGAAGAACCCUCUCAGCUUCGUCGUAGGGUACAGCAAUAGUCUCGGACUCAUUGGCGGCGUCUGCUCCAUCGAUUACGGCUUCGCUACAAUGCUCCUCUCCGUCGUAUCAAUCGCGCGUGACGGAAACUGGACGGCCUCUCGACCCGUUCUAUACGGCACCUACGUCGCCUGCGUGGUCGUCCAUGGCCUCAUCGCCAUCUUCUGCGCGCGCAUCAUGCCCAAAAUCCAGUCCGCCUGUAUCGUGAGCAACGUCGGCCUCGUCCUCGCUACAGUCCUCGCUCUGCCCAUUGGUAAAGCCGUCCGCGGAGGACAGAUCAACUCGGGAACAUAUGUCUUCGGACACUCUGAGAACCUCACAACCUGGCCCCAGGGCUGGACUUUCAUGCUCUCGUGGAUGUCGCCCAUCUGGACCAUCGGCGCAUUCGACUCCUGCGUCCACAUGAGCGAGGAGGCUAGCCAUGCGGCGCGUGCUGUACCCUUGGGUAUCAUCUGGUCUGCGGGACUCUGCGGUCUGUUAGGGUUUGUAUCUCUCGCGCUCAUCGCCGCCGUGAUCAACCCGGAUCUUAAUGCCGUGCUGAACUCGAGUUUCGGACAGCCAAUGGCGCAGAUCUACUACGAUGCCCUCGGCAAAAGCGGUGCCCUGGGCUUCAUGGUCGUCGUAGCAAUCGUCCAAUUCUUCAUGGGCCUAAGCUUGGUCGUUGCCGCCUCCCGCCAAAGCUGGGCCUUCUCUCGCGACGGCGCCCUCCCCUUCUCCUCCUUCUUCCGCCACGUUAGCAAACGCGUCCGCUACCAACCCGUCCGAAUGGUCUGCUUCGUCGUCCUCAUCUCCAUCAUCCUAGGUCUCCUUUGUCUCAUCGAUGAAGCCGCCUCUAGCGCCCUCUUCUCCCUCGCCGUCGCGGGCAAUGAUCUCGCUUGGAUGGUCCCCAUCCUUAGUCGUCUCGUCUGGGGUAAGGAGCGCUUCCAUCCGGGGGAGUUUUAUACUGGGUGGUUUAGUAAGCCGAUUGCUAUUACUGCGGUGGUGUAUUUGGCGUAUGUUAUUGUGCUGAGUAUGUUUCCUACGGGGGGACCAAAUCCAUCACCGCAGGAUAUGAACUAUACGAUUGUGAUUAAUGGGAGUUUGUGGCUGGGGGCGAUGGUUUAUUAUGUCGUUUAUGCGAGGAAGGUGUAUAGGGGGCCGCAGAUGACGGUGGGUGGGAGUGGGGGUGUGAGUGGGGAGUCGAGUGGGGAUGAGAUGAAGUGA